Molecule: messenger RNA, 4053 nt
Organism: Colletotrichum siamense
Lineage: Eukaryota; Fungi; Ascomycota; Sordariomycetes; Glomerellales; Glomerellaceae
Exons: 5
Coding region: 1-4053 (1350 amino acids)
Biological process (GO): mRNA splicing, via spliceosome
Cellular component (GO): nucleus; U2 snRNP
Molecular function (GO): U2 snRNA binding; protein binding
Source: RefSeq, a predicted model, not a curated record
AUGGCCUUCCAGACAAAUGUUUUCAGGGACGGGGCUUGGGUGACCGAGACCGUCGACCUCAAGACCGUUCUUUCCAAAGGUUCGGCCGCGGCCGCAUCGCCAGCUGCCCCUCCACCGCCUACUCCGCCAGACUGUGGUAUUCUUACCAGGACUGUUAUCGAAAGUCCCAUUGCUCGCUGGGUGCUGCCUGCCCUCUUGCGAUCGGCUCAUCACAACGAUGUUGCUUUUGUCGGCGAUCGCUACGUGAGCAUAAGCGAGUUGCGUAAAGAUGGCCAGCUACAAGAAGUCCUUCGAAAGAAAGAUUUUGGUUGCCGUAUCCGCAAUGCUUGUGUCAUUGGGAACAAGUAUGAACGUUUCCGGGCCACUGCCGAUGAUGCUGGUGUCGACCACAUCAAGAGUGAAGAUGAAGACGAUGACACUCACAUGGUGGAUUCUUCCUCUGCCUCUGGUCCCAUCGGCGCUCACGGUCUACUGCCACCGCACCUGCUGCUCCUCGUCCUCGAGACCGGCACCUUCGUCUUUCUCUUCAUCAAAAGAGACAUGCAUAACAAACUCGAGUUUGUCGCCUCGCCCUUUCAUAACCCUGCAAGGCGAAUGGGCCAUCACCUAGGCUUUCAUGUGGCUGUGGAUCCAAGAUCCCGCUACAUCGCUGUAGCUGAUGUGCAGAACAAGUUCGUCGUUUACGAGCUUGAGUCAAUGGAAGCCAUGAGUGAUCAGUACAUGCGCAAAAACGCGAUUGCCCCUGUCAGCGCCCAUCACUCCCGCGCGGUUCAGGGCACGAUCCUCAAGAUGGAAUUUCUUUAUCCUCGACCAGAAGAUCAAGGCCAUGUCAUUCUUCUUAUCAUUUUUGUCAAGGGCGACAAGUCAAAAAUGGUCAUAUAUGAGUGGGAACGCGGCGACGAUUUGGCCCGGGUCUUUGCCGAAGAAAAACGUGGUUAUCGCAUACGUCCGGAACAUCGCUUGCCUCUGUUAGUCAUUCCGUUGACAGUAAGAAGUUCUUUCCUGGUCAUCUCUGAGAAUGCCUUUGGCAUCUGCAAAGAUCCUCUACAGGGCCCUCUCGAUAUUGAGAAUCACUACCCGUUCGAUCCAAAGGACCACCCCACGACACGUUUUCAUCAUGGGCUUGGCGUGCCGCUCUGGACGGCCUGGGAUCGGCCUGUUCGAAGACGAGGCUACUACGACACAAACGAUCAUAUCUAUCUGGCCCGGGAAGACGGCGUCAUUGUAUUUUUCGAGUUCAACUCGGCAGACGUCCUUGGUGUUUCCAUGAAUGUGGGCGAAUGUGACUGCAACAUCUCCAGCGCCUUCACCACCAUGUACGAUGCUUACUCUGACUUCGCCAUAGUUGCAGGGGAUUCUGGUCCUGGCAUGAUAUUUCAGCUCAAACCUCGACAGAGUAUAGUCCAGCUUGGUCCUAUUCCGAACUGGGCUUGUGCUGCCGACUUCACAACUUCAGAUCCUCUCGUAUCCUGGAAUCCAGCAGCCGAUCACCGGGGCAAGCCAGUAAUUCCCUGGCGAAAACGCACAGCGGGUCAUGUAUCAGCUCCUGACAAAAUCCUCUGCGUAUCCGGUAACGAUCCGCAAGGCAGCAUCACUGAAUUACGCUACGGACUGCCUGCAAACAUAAUCUCCUACUUUGAUACACUCCCGAUGAAAAGAGCUUGGGUUUUCUGGACUUCCGAUGCAACUUGGCCACUGCAGAUGCUCAUUACUAGCCCAGGGACAUCCGAUGUCUUGGUGUUAUCGGCCGACCUUUCACAAGUGGAGAUGGCAGAUCCGGCUAUGACACGGCUAGAUACAAUGUCCCGCACGUUGGCGGCAGCCCAAGAUUCUGACGGGAACAUUAUUCAAAUUACUGAACAGUGUAUUGCUAUCAAGGGCCCUGAUCAAGGCGACGAAAGUGCGAGCCACUCCUUUGGCGACUUCCCGGAUAUCGAUGGCGUGGUUGAGCAUGCAGUCGUCAGGGGUAAUUGUGUCUGUAUAUCAGUUUUUGCACAGUCGCGCUUUCAGGUCCAUGCCUUGCGUAUCAAGGAGACAACGGUAUCUCUGGCUCAUACCUACUCUGUUGACGGAGAAGUUACAUGCCUCUCGCUCUGCUGCAUUGACGGGCGGGAAUGUUUAGUCGCUGGCUUAUGGCGACACAACAAACCCUGGCUCGCUAUAUACCCGGCCGAACGGUCUCAAGAGGAGCCACUCAUCAUUCCUUUGGAUACUGACGGAGUAGACGAUACGGAGCAAGGAGAUGCGAUGGACAUAUCUUCAACUGUCGAACUGAUCAAUUCAAUCGUCGUGGUCUCUGAAACCGAUAAGAAGACAAACUUGGUCAUGGGAUCUCGAAGCGGCCAUUUGAUAACGGUAGAGCUGAAAGGCUCCACUCCUGACGAUCGAGCAAUCUACAGAGAGAGGCUUGGAACCGUUUCAGUUGAGGUUCUGCCUAUCAACGCAAAGUCUGUUCCAGGGGCUGUCUUGGUCUGCUCCAACGAUGCCUUGUUACUCUUGCGAGACUUUGAAGCUAAGAGACCUGGGUAUUUCGCAACGCGACAUCGCGCUUGGGUAACAGACCUCAAGAAUCCGGCCAUGCCAUCUUUACCCGUUAUCUCAGCUGCCAGUAUACCGAGAGCUCAUAGCAUGGAGAAUCGACUACCAUUGGUACUUCUUUCUGGUGAGCGCAUCUCGUUCACAGAAUUGUACCUACAAGACGGACCAGUGCCCAGGCGUCUGCCACUACGGACAGGCACGCCCGGAAAGGUGCUCUACUCCAAGACGCUUCAGUGCCUCGUCGUUGCGAUACAGGUGGGAGACCAACCGAACAUCAUGUUUGUGGAUCUCGAAACGGGAGAAGACUUGUCGUAUCCACUCGACAAGCACGGUAACCCAACGAUAUUUGUCAACGGACUAGGCGGUCACGGUGAUAGGAUUCUUGGGGUGUAUGAGUGGCUGUUCACUCAAGCAGGCAUGACGUUUCAUUAUCUAAUUGUCACCACAAGAGGAGGGCGCCUUAUACUUCUAUCCCCCACCGCUGACGAAGAUCGAGAUUCGGAGGGGAAGAAGCGAAAGAGGAUACGUUUCUCUACUCGGUACAAGUCAAAAGAGCAAGCCCCCAUAUCUUCCGUUGUAGGGGACGACGAAGGACUUGUGUACUGUGCUGGGAGCACUCUAUAUUCAGAGGUUCUCGACACGGGUGAGAAGAAGCUGGUACGACAGAAAAGCUACGAGCUAAACUCCCCCGCCAUUUCAUUGCGACUAGUAAAUGGCAAGAUCUGUGCUCUGACUUUGGGCGACUCGGUAGUGGUCAUAGAUCACAAGACGGACCACUAUGGUGAGGAGAUGGACCUCAUUCACAUGGACAAGACGACAAGAAAGUCAAAUGAUUUCUUUAAUAUUGGGGAGUGCGCAGACGGACCAGCAGCCUGGCCCAUAACUCUACUUUGCGGUAUGAACCGCGAUUUUGCAGCAGUCUGGACUCCUUGGCAACAGAGAGGCAAAGAGUUGGAGGUCGUCGCGGAGGGUUCGUUGCCUGUGAGCGUCAGAAAGCUCGGGCGUGGGCACGUUCGUCCCGAGUGGCUGGCGACGCAACUGGCGACGCAGUCAGAGACGGAUCAUGGACCACGAUACGGACAUAUACCCAGCACAGUGGAUGGAGCUGAGUUACUCGGAAUGUGCCUAGAUGGGGCGUUGAUGCAUUUCAGCCUGUUGGACAUGCACGCGUGGCGAUUCCUGCGUUUCGUACAGAACCUUGCAGUAAGGAGCCAUCUUUUAUUUCCUUACAGUUAUGAGGUUUCGGUGCUGGAUGACGAGGAUUACGAUGCGGAGGUGAGGGAGGCACCUGCAACAAUGAAGCACAUAGACGGAGAUCUGCUCCAAAGGUGUGUCGACAAGCGAGCGCUGGAGAAGCUCAUAUCCGAAGACAGCAACAUCGACCUCUUGAGGGAGUAUCUGGACUAUUUGGACGAUGGAAAGUGGACAGCGUCCUUUCAAGAUGACAAUGAUGUAUCGAAGUAUUUCGGCUUGGCAUACGUCGUGCUGGAAUACCAUUUGAGUCCGGUGCUAUGA